CUCCAAUCUCUAUCAGCCGUCGGUCCCCGGGCGGUUUGCCUUCUCCUUUCUCUCUUUCUGUUUCACGCCUGUCUCCCUUGUCUUGCGAUAAAAUUAGCUGAUAGCAGAACCAGCGAAAUCCGCCAGCUUUGCCUUACACUUCUUUUCGUUGUAGUACUGUCGCCUCGCCCAACAUGAGUGCGGCUCAGCCGAACGAAGCGGAGAAGAAUAUUGAGAUAUGGAAGGUCAAGAAGCUUAUCAAGCGUCUUGAGAUGGCCCGAGGAAACGGAACCUCGAUGAUCUCUCUCAUUAUCCCGCCAAAGGAUCAAAUUUCUAGAGCUGCGAAGAUGUUGGCUGAAGAAUUUGGCACUGCAUCCAACAUCAAGUCCCGCGUUAAUCGGCUCUCCGUGCUUUCCGCUAUUACGUCUACUCAGCAGCGUCUCAAGCUGUACAAUAAGGUUCCCCCCAAUGGCUUGGUUGUUUACUGCGGUGAAAUCAUCACGUCUGAGGGCAAAGAGCGGAAGAUCAACAUUGAUUUCGAACCUUUCAAACCGAUCAAUACAUCGCUCUACCUCUGUGACAACAAAUUUCACACUGAAGCGCUCAGCGAGCUUUUGGAGUCGGAUCAGAAAUUCGGUUUCAUUGUCAUGGAUGGAAAUGGCGCGCUUUUCGGUACACUCAGCGGAAAUACUCGCGAAAUUCUCCAGAAGCUGAGUGUUGAUUUGCCCAAAAAGCACGGCCGUGGUGGUCAGUCGGCCCUGCGUUUCGCUCGUCUUCGCGAGGAGAAGCGUCAUAACUACGUGCGCAAGAUUGCUGAAUUGGCUGUUCAAAAUUACAUUACCAACGACAAGGUUAAUGUUGCUGGUUUGAUUUUGGCUGGUUCCGCUGACUUCAAAAACGACUUGAAUCAGUCUGAUAUGUUCGACCAGCGGUUGCAAGCCAAGGUCAUCAAGGUUGUGGACGUGUCCUACGGUGGUGAGAACGGUUUCAAUCAGGCUAUUGAACUUGCCGCAGAGACUCUGAGUAACGUUAAGUUCGUUCAAGAGAAGAAGCUCAUUGGAAAGUACUUCGAGGAGAUCAGUCAGGACACCGGCAAGGUCUGUUACGGUAUCGAUGACACCCUCAAAGCACUGGAACUCGGCGCGGCAGAGACUCUUAUUGUUUAUGAGAACCUCGAUGUCACUCGAUGGGUCCUCAAAAGCGCUAGCGGCUCCGACGUCAUUGUUCAUACCUCCAAGGCUCAGGAAUCCAAUCGCGAAAUGUUUAUUGACAAGGAAACCGGCACCGAGAUGGAAGUCAGUGAGCAAACCUCGUUUCUCGAGUGGCUUGCGGAAAACUACAAGGACUUCGGCGCGACUCUUGAGUUUGUCUCUGAUAAGUCCACCGAGGGAAACCAGUUUGUGAAAGGUUUUGGCGGAAUCGGCGCCAUGCUCCGAUACAAGGUCAACUUUGAACAACUUGCUGACUUUGAAGAUGAGGAUGAAUUCUACGACGAGAGCGAGGAUGAACGCCCAGAAGCUCUCAGACCUGAUCUUCUGACGGCUCGCCCCGUGACACGUGAAGGCGGCUCCCACGGCAAUCCCAUGGCUUUAUUAGCAUUAGCCAUGACUUCGCCUGUGCAAGUAAUUUGA
Messenger RNA from Aspergillus homomorphus CBS 101889, 1610 nucleotides. RefSeq names its product translation termination factor eRF1. The record is from RefSeq and is a predicted model, not a curated record. NCBI's taxonomy places the organism in Eukaryota, Fungi, Ascomycota, Eurotiomycetes, Eurotiales, Aspergillaceae. Gene Ontology annotation, biological process: cytoplasmic translational termination. The transcript has 4 exons. Bases 174 to 1610 code for a protein of 478 amino acids. Gene Ontology annotation, molecular function: sequence-specific mRNA binding; translation release factor activity, codon specific. Gene Ontology annotation, cellular component: cytosol; translation release factor complex.